Haemonchus placei is the source of this 1305-nucleotide messenger RNA. NCBI's taxonomy places the organism in Eukaryota, Metazoa, Nematoda, Chromadorea, Rhabditida, Trichostrongylidae. The record is from the annotation of a GenBank genome assembly.
AUGGUGAGCUGGUCUAUCAUCGAAUAUUGCGGGCUGGCCGAGAAUUCCUCAUGUGGCUAUUGCAAGAACUCGGGAAGAAAAUCAUCUCUAGGUACGGAGAACGGUAUAGAAGACACGGAUGAUGAGGGCAACUCGGUCUCGUUUGGUUGUUUUGCUCAUAUUAUGGACAGUGAGAGUUUUAUGCGACUGCUGGAAUACGGGUGGGGCGGGUCGGGAAAGUAUAUUUAUAAACCGACAAUGGAUCGAACAUGUUGUCCUCAAUAUACUAUUAGGCUUGAUUCAACCAAAUUCUUUCUAUCGCGAAGCCAAAGACGUGUUCUUCGUCAAAUGAAUGAGUUCCUCAAAGAUGGCACAAAGCCAAGGAGUCGAAUUCGAGAAUCGAUUCCGGUUGAUGCGGAGAGUUCCUCAUCAAAGCCAGCACCACGGAUAAAAGAAUCGGGUGAUACUAAAUCUCCGCGGAAGGCAGUGGAUAAGUCUAACAAUCCAGUGCAGAAGAAGAAAGAACUCCGACGUCAACGGUGUUAUGCUCGAUGGCGCGCCAAAGGAUUGGAUGUGGAAGAGAUGAAGAAAGCUAGAGCUGCUAAGGAAGAAGCCCGGCGAAGGACAGUCGAAUCUUAUAUACUGGAGCCAGACGAUACGUGGAAGCACAGACUAGAGGUGAAACUCGUUCACACCGGCAGCGAAGAAUUCAGGAAGCGCUACAACGAGUCGUUUUUACUGUAUGAAAAAUAUCAAAAAAUUAUCCACAAAGAUGAUGAUCCAUCAAGAGCGGGUUUCAAGCGUUUCCUCGUAGACACACCUCUCUUUGACGAUGAACCUUUACCGUCACCUGAGGGACUGACAACUGGCUCCUAUCACCAGUGGUAUAUACUCGAUGAUAAACUAAUUGCAGUUGGAGUAGUCGAUAUUCUGCCAAGAUGUGUCUCUUCAAAAUAUUUAUACUACGAUCCUGAUUACUCCUUUCUUAGUCUUGGAACGUAUACUGCUCUGAGAGAAAUUGCCUUUACUCGUUUUGUAAUGCGACAUCGACCGGAAACCAAAUACUAUUAUAUGGGUUACUAUAUUAGCACUUGUCCAAAAAUGCGUUACAAAGGAUCAUUUCAUCCAAGUGAACUGCUAUGCGAUCGAACCUUUCAAUGGGCUGUGCUCUACGCUGACAUCGAAGAAGUGAUGCCAUCACUUUAUGAGCUAGCCAAUUCAGAGGCCAUACGGAAUAAGCUGGAUGCUUUCGCUAGCCGUAUAGGAAGUGAUAUGACGAGACUUGUCAUCUACCUGUCUGACUUGCAGGGUAUCGACGUGGAAUAG